AUGUCGGCAAGACAAGGAAAAGGUACCGUACGUGAAAAAGAAGACUUUGAUGCUGAUGCAGCAGCAGAAAUACUCCGGAAUGCGAUGUGUGGUUUGGGUACGUCUGAGGAACCUAUCAUUGAUGUUGUGGACAGCCAUAAUAACGCACAGCGUCAGGACAUAGCAGUAGCGUUCAAACAGUCCUACGGCAAGGAUCUGAUUGAAGAGCUCAAGUCUGAACUUGGAAGUAACUUCGAGAACACUGUCGUUGCGUUAAUGACGCCUCCACGUCUAUAUGACGCAAAAGAGCUCAACAAGGCCAUCAAGGGAAUUGGAACUGACGAGACAGCACUGGUAGAGAUAAUGUGCUCCCGUACUAACGAGGAACUGGAGGAAAUCAAAGCCGUGUACCAACAAGAGUAUGAAGUGGCACUGGAAGAGGACUUAGAUUGUGACACAUCCGGGUACUUUGGUCGCUUGAUGAUUUCUUUGGUUACUGGUGGGAGAGACGUGGAUGACACUGUUAACGACGAGGACGCCGAUACUGAGGCACAGGAACUGUACGAUGCCGGGGCCGGUUGCUGGGGCACAGAGGAAUCCAAAUUCAAUCAAAUUCUGUGCAGACGUAAUUUCAAUCAACUUAAUAGAAUAUUUGAAGUGUAUGAGGAAAAGUUCGGCCAGUCCGUGAGGGAAGCAAUAUCGAGUGAAUUCAGCGGAAGUGUACAAGAUGGAUAUACGGCUAUAGUCGAUAUAGCAGAAAACAAACCUUUGUUUUUUGCCAAGAGACUGGACAAUGCCAUGAGAGGAAUUGGUACCAGUGAUGAUGACCUCAUCCGCCUGAUUGUGUCCAGGAGCGAGGUUGAUAUGGAGGAGAUCCGCACAGCUUACUACUACAUGCAGCCCGAGGACGACCGCCGAACAUUACGAGAAGCAGUAGCAAGCGAAUGCAGCGGUGACUACAAGAACAUGCUGUUGGCCCUUCUCAACAAAGACGACUGAAGACAUGUCAAAAACGUAGCACUCUCUUGAGAAAUGCCUUGCCUGUCGGUCCGUCAAGUUUUGACGAGAUCACGGAUUUAAAGGAACGUUUUGUAUAAUCUGCCAGAAAUAUUGCUAGGAAGUAGCCGCUUAUUAACUCAUCCAGUUUAGCAGCGGGAAAUGAUUUGAAACUCUACCGUAACUUCAAAUACGCCAUUCUGCGGCUGCUGGACAUGCACCUCGCGGUAUUGUAGCAGUAUUUCAACUUACUCUUAUUUUUGGACAUACAAUGUAUUCAUAUUUUUAACAACUAGUAGCGUACAUUCCGGUGUUAUUAUUAUAAAAAUAUGUCUCUUCA
This is a messenger RNA of Ylistrum balloti, 1315 nucleotides long. Its product is annotated as annexin A4-like. The record is from RefSeq and is a predicted model, not a curated record. Gene Ontology annotation, molecular function: calcium ion binding; calcium-dependent phospholipid binding. The coding region runs from base 1 to 978 and encodes 325 amino acids. Gene Ontology annotation, cellular component: cytoplasm. The transcript has 9 exons. Lineage: Eukaryota; Metazoa; Mollusca; Bivalvia; Pectinida; Pectinidae.